Molecule: messenger RNA, 1643 nt
Organism: Scleropages formosus (Asian bonytongue)
Lineage: Eukaryota; Metazoa; Chordata; Actinopteri; Osteoglossiformes; Osteoglossidae
Gene: ino80b
Product: INO80 complex subunit B
Exons: 5
Coding region: 336-1328 (330 amino acids)
Biological process (GO): chromatin remodeling
Cellular component (GO): Ino80 complex
Source: RefSeq, a predicted model, not a curated record
GAUUGGGCUGAAAUCCCUCGUUGUGUGCGAGUUUACGGCGGCGUUUCCCAGCUGAGCCGCCUUAGCGGACAAUUCGCUGAGCAAAGGCCCGUGAAGGGUAACAAUAAGAAGUGGUACUGCGGUUCGUGCGCGUUUAGCCAGUUCUAGUUUUCGGUCUUUGCAGCGCUGAUCCCCCUGAGCAGCACCGCGGAGGCGCGCAAGACACCGGCGCAAGAGCUCGGCGCGCGACACGUGACGACAGAGAGAGCUCUGCGCGCCACCGGCAGCCGCCAUGUAGCUCAAGGCAGCGCGACUCUUCACUGCGGCUUUCCUGCUCGGUGCGGACACCGCUGUCAAUGGGGAAGAAGAAAGACAUGAUUCACCAGCGCUACCAUUCGGGAGAUGAGUCUGGCGGUCACAAUGCACACAAGAAGAAGCACAAAAAACACAAGAAGCACAAGAAGAAGCACCAUCGGAUGGAUGGGGGCCAUGGCUUCUCAUCUGAGGCUCUGGAGUCUGACUCGGGCACUGUUGUGAAGCCUCAGCUUAAGCUGAAGAUCAAACUCGGGGGACAAACUCUGGGCACCAAGAGUGUUCCAACCUUUACUGUGGUGCCGGAGGAGGUUCGCUCCCCAUCACCAUUGAUGAUUGUGGAUGAUGUGGACGAUGACGAGCCCACCGAGGGAGUCCCCAUUGAGCAGUACCGAGCCUGGCUAGAUGAAGACAGUAACCUGGACCCCUCUCCACUCCCUGACAUGGACACGGAGUCCCUCCUUGGAGGUACCAUGGAUGAGGAGGAGAGGUGGCUGGAUGCCCUGGAGAAAGGAGAGCUGGAUGACAACGGGGAGCUAAAGAAGGAGAUUGACGAGUCUUUGCUGACUGCCCGACAGAAAGCACUCCUGCACAAGCAGCAGAGCCAGCCACUGCUGGAGCUGCCCAUGGGCUACAAGGAGAAGGCUAUGACAGAGGAGAUGAUGCAGAAGAGGGAGGAACGUGCCCGUAAGCGCCGCCUACAGGCUGCCAAGAAGGCGGAGGAGAACAAGAACCAGACCAUCGAGCGCCUCACCAAGACCAGUAAGACCAAGAUCAAGAGCAUGCGGGAGCGCAGGUCCCGUCAGGCACUCUGCCCCAUGAUCCGCUACUCAGACUCUUUCCAGGGCGCCACUAUCUCCUUCCCUGUGGGCGUGGCCACUCCUGCUGCAGCAGCAUCCCAGCCUCCACCUGUGCCGGUGAGCUGCGGCGUGGCUGGUUGCUGCAAGCUGAAGCGAUAUUCCUGUUCAAAGACGGGGACGCCCCUCUGCAGCCUCGAGUGCUACAGAAAGAAUCUCAUUGUUCAGGGCAUGGCGUGAGCCUAACUCCUUGUGGUGCGUCUGCACACAGUGUGCAUGCUUGUCAGGCACAUCUCAUCUGUGUUACAUGGCACAGUGGCUUUUGUUUCAAGUCAGCUUGUAUAAAUUGAUGGCAUGUAUUUAUUUACUUAUAAUUGGGCGCUUAAGGGGCUCAGCUUGGCAAAGAUGUAACAAUGAAAAUCAUGACCUUAUUUUUGUAAUGGACUGAAAGAAACAAGUUGUGUGCGCCAUGAAAUGUCAGCACAACAAGUUGCAUUGCGCUCUCGGGCAUCAGUUCCUUCAGUUAAAAAGAAGCACCCAGUUUAAUUCUUUGAA